Coniophora puteana RWD-64-598 SS2 is the source of this 4138-nucleotide messenger RNA. RefSeq lists its product as uncharacterized. Gene Ontology annotation, cellular component: cytoplasm. The record is from RefSeq and is a predicted model, not a curated record. Gene Ontology annotation, molecular function: ATP binding; ATP-dependent chromatin remodeler activity. NCBI's taxonomy places the organism in Eukaryota, Fungi, Basidiomycota, Agaricomycetes, Boletales, Coniophoraceae. The transcript is spliced from 24 exons. Bases 4 to 3795 code for a protein of 1263 amino acids.
CCUAUGGCGCCCUCAAAGCCAUCUGCAGAGCUCGUGGCGUUGGCGAAGGAGCAGCUUCGACUUCCGGCAAGGGCCCCUGACUCUGCGCUGCCACAGAGCUAUAUUGAGGAGCUUGUGAAGCACGCUAGUAUUCAGCCGCUGGACAGUCAUUUUCGUAUCACGCUGGAGCCUAAAAGAGGAUAUGGCACCAUCAAAUGCCUUGAAGAAGGAUGUGGCAUCCCCAUCCCACUUGGUCCUAGGUCUGGAGUAUCUGACGGGGGCAAAAAGCAUGGGUUUGGAUCGUUGAAGAACUAUCGUGUUCACGUCUCAACGAGCGCGACGCAUAAAGCUGCUCGCCAUCGUCGAACAAAACCUAUGAAAGCGGACCCUACGGGCACCAGUACCUCGUCAACAAAGUCCCUUGUUAAACGGGGCAGCCUUCUUGAUGCACUAGAUGGAUCCCAACGUCAUUCUCUGUCGAAACCUUUAAACAAGAACCAACCUGAGGGGAAAUCGAACUCUCGCAAGCGGCCCUCUUCCACAUUUCCUCUUGAUCAAGAAACCGAGAACUACUCAACUCCACCUUCUCCCCCCAAGCGCCCCAAAGUUGAUUCCGCCCUACCAUUUGCCCACGUCGACACUAACACACAGUCGCACGUGUAUUCUUCGCCGGACGCGCCUCGUGAGCACCAUAACACGAAGACCAAGAUAGCCACUGCGGGGGAAGCCUCGGCCGCUCUGACCAAAGCGCAAAGCACUCUGGACUCGACCCAAGCCGAGAUCACUCAGCUUCAGGCUAAACGUCAAAGGACCGCCACCGACGAUGGCCGCCUUGGAGUGCUCUGGCCACAGAAGUGGAAGCUCGUUCCCGAAGUACAGCGGCUUCAGUCUCUGGUUACGACCCUGACCCCGAUUCCCCCGAAAACUUCUACGUCGGGGGUUCUGCCGACAAGCAGUGCUGGAUCAUCGAAGAGGAUGCUCGCUCCUGUCCCCGCAACGGUCACGAAACAAGAAGCUUCUCAAUCUGUAGCUGCUAUCAGAGGCGGGGUGCACUCAGAUGUGCCUUCAGUCAAGCGUGAAGAUGUCGCAACGUCGAUAAGCGCGCCACCUGCGUAUCUGAAGGCGGAGCAAGGUGUUAAAAAGGAAGAACCUCCGUCUCUUAAUGAGCCGCCCCUUCUGCCACCAAAUAUCCCCCAUCACUAUAAAAGCGAAUACAAUAACGAUGCUAUGAAGACAGACGAUGAUAGUGACUCAGAAGAAGAAAACAUCUACGAUCUCGGAAGAAGUUAUGCGACCACUUUCGCAAAUCCCGAAGACCUUAAUCAGUUCCUCCUCUCCGCUGGCAAUGCAGAGCAGUUCGAGGGUAAUGAAAGCGUUGACAAUGCUCUGCAGCGUCUGGGCCUUCGUGCUCAACAUGAACACUUGCCGGGCAUGACAAUAUCGUUGCUUGCGCACCAGGUCAUCGGGGUGGCAUGGGCUCUGGAUCGCGAGAAACACCGCGAUAAGGGCGGCUGCCUGGCCGACGACAUGGGUUUGGGUAAGACAGUGCAGAUGAUUUCUGUGAUGGUUUCGAACCGCGGUGACGAUCCGGCACGAAAAACCAACCUCAUCGUUGCACCCACCGCACUGCUGGACCAGUGGGCGAUGGAGAUUGAAACAAAGACUGACUGCGGUAUGAAGUGUCUUAUUUACCACGGUUCGAGUAAACCUAGAAAGCGCAGCGAACUCCAAAAAUAUGACGUCGUCCUAACGACAUAUCAGACGUUGGCUUUGGAGUGGCCAGACCCCGAGGCAGAUGAGAAGGAAAAAAGGAAGAUGGCGAAGGCGAAGAAGAAGGAUAAUUGGAUUGUAUCUGAUUCCGAUGAUGGAGGGACGUCCAGAGCUAAGCCCAAGAAGAAAAAACAGCGUGGUCUGCUGUUUGAUAUGGACUGGUACCGUGUUAUACUGGACGAAGCCCAAUACAUUCGCAACCGUAGCACCAGAGGUUCUCGCUGCGUCACCGACUUAGACUCGGUUUAUCGCUGGUGCCUGACUGGCACGCCCAUUGUCAAUGGCCUGUCAGACGCGUACGCUAUUUUCCGCUUUCUGAAGAUUAGGCCUUGGUACGACUGGGCUGAGUUCCGUGGCCACAUUGCUAAGUAUGAGAAAACAAGAGUAAACUUGGCAACGACGCGUCUGCAAGCCAUAUUUAAGGUGAUGCUGUUGCGUCGUAAGAAAGACUCUACCCUCGACGGAAAGAAACUUGUCGACCUUCGUCCUAAGGUCAUUGAGCUCGAGAAGCUCGAGUUCGGCCAAGAGGAGGCCGACAUUUACAAGAUGGUUGAAGCUCGUUCGCAGGCUACAUUUAAUAGGUUUCUCCGUGCGGGCACGGUCCUCAAAAACUACCAUCAAGUCCUGGUGCUUUUGCUGCGGCUGCGUCAAAUUUGCGUGCACCCCGCUUUGAUCCAGGAGGACGGCCAUGCAUUAGUACUGCAUGACGACACUGUUUAUAAGCGAUCUGCAAAGGAGGAGCGUGCUAGAGCAGCUGAGGCUAUUGGUCACGGCUUUGUCAAGAGCUUACGAGCGAAGUUCAAGGCGUCGAUGGAGGAGCGAAUGGAGGCGGAGAAAGAGUCCGCGGACGCGAUGAUCGAUGCCGACAUGGAAUGCCCUAUCUGCACGGACACGUUCACGGACGCCGUCGUCACUGCGUGUUCCCACUCUUUCUGCCGCGAGUGCCUAGUUGACAUCCUCAACCGUCCGCUCGCUCAAGGCAAUGAUGAUAGCGGUCCAAAGUAUAAGUCCAAUGAAAGGCCUUGCCCGACCUGUUGUUCGCCCGUCUCAGGCGAUAAGAUUUUCUCUCGUGAAGCUUUUGAGCCUUCAGAGGAGGAGUUGAAUGGCACGGCUGCUCGCUCCAGCUCGCCCAUACCAGCGGAGGUCGAUUCUGACGAGGAGAUCGAGGGUAUUCUCAGCGUACCAUCGAGGAAUAUCCGACGCAGCUCGCGUGGCAACGCAAAGCGGCGGGCCUCGUACGCGUAUGACUCCGAAGACGACUCGGAACACGGAGACGAAGACGACGAUCUCAGCGACUUCAUUGUACAUAGCGACGAAGAUGAGGACGAGAAAGAUGCCCGUAUGGCGCUGAAGAAGCGUCGGCCUCGACGACGUGCGAUGGUCAUUGACUCGGACGACUCGGAUGAAGAGAUUAUCAUCGCUCCGAAGAAACCAGCGCCGGCCAAAGAGAUUUCUCCUGGGGACACCCAGGAUGUGCAGAUGAUGCCGAGAUUCUUGCCUUCAACUAAGAUGAAGAAAAUGAUGGAAUAUCUACUUCGUUGGGCUGAAGAGCAUCCAGAUGACAAGGUUAUUGUUAUCUCGCAAUGGACCGAGGCCCUCGGCCUGGUGUCAAACUAUCUGCUUGAGAAUCAUAUCACACAUGUCAAGUACCAAGGCAACAUGAGCCGAGCUCUACGCGACGCAACAGUGCGAGCGUUCCAAAGUCGCGACAAGGCCCGAGUGUUGCUCAUGUCGCUCAAGUGCGGAGGCGUUGGUCUCAACCUGACGCGUGCCAACCGUGUUAUCUCCCUGGAUCUCGGAUGGAGCGAGGCCAUCGAGGCCCAGGCCUUCGACCGUGCCCAUCGCCUGGGUCAACUCAAAGACGUUGUCGUGCAGCGCUUGGUCAUUGCUAAUACCGUCGAGGAUCGCGUACUGGCUCUGCAGGAGCGGAAGCGUAGCCUCGCUGAUGGUAGUCUCGGCGAAGGGAGUGGAAAGAAAAUUGGACGAAUGAGCGUUAGAGAGUUGGCCAGCUUGUUCGGUCUUGACCAUCGGGGCAACGUUUUAUAAUUUUGCACUUGAUCAACUACGGAGAUGCGCUUUGACGCGCUCAACAACAUACCCUCUACUUAUAUUGUCACUUAUUCUUGUUCUCCGCGGAUUUUCUUCAGCACCUUCAGCAUAACACAUCAUUAAUCAUUCCUGGCGCGUCCUCUCUUAAACAUUACAGAACCUAGUAAUCCAUUUUACAAGGCUCACUUCUAGUGCUUACUAUAAAACUUCUCUCGUUAUUUGUACUUUCUUACAGCACGUAGUUUACUUCCUUCUUCGAUCACUGUAAAUCAAGCUACCUAGAACACCUUGUACUCUCCUAGACGCCUUUGAUGACAUGACAACUCUCGCUUCAAAUAGC